GCCGGGGGAGCCGGGCCCGAGGGGUGUGUGUCUGUUUCGCCCUUUUCUUCCGCAGCUUCUGCCAUGAGGGCGCAAAAAGGCGGGCGGCUCCUCUCCCCGCCUCGGUGCCCUUCCCCGCGCGCCUAACUUUCCCCGGGCAACUUUCCCAGGCAUGGGGGCGCCCGGCCGGGAGCUGCAGGGAGGCGCUUCCUCCGCAGGGGCGAUCCGGCUGCUCCUGGCGCUCGGCUGCUACCUGCGGGCGGCUCUGCCUUACAACCUGGACACGCUGAGCGCCCAGGUCUACCAGGGGCCCGACGGCGCCUUGUUCGGCUACUCGGUGCUGCUGCACAGCCACGGCCCCAGCAGAUGGCUUGUUGUGGGGGCUCCGAAAGCCAACUGGUCUACAAACAGCUCGGUGGUGAACCCAGGUGCGAUUUUCAAAUGCCAAAUUGGGAGGAAUCCCAAGAGGGACUGUGACCUGUUCCAAGUGGGUCACCCAAGUGGAGAAUGGUGUGGAAAGAGGUGUGUGGAAGAACGAGACAAUCAGUGGCUUGGAGUUAGUUUGUCAAGGCAGCCUGGAGAAAAUGGAUCUAUUGUUGUUUGUGGCCAUCGAUGGAAAAAUAUCUACCAUAUGAAAAAUAAUGACAAACUUCCUCACGGCAUUUGCUAUGAAAUACCUUCUGAUUUUCGGACAUUGUUGAGUCAAAGAAUAUGUCCUUGUUAUCGGGAUGCCCUGCAAAGAUUCGGAGAAAAACAUGGAGCAUGCCAGGUUGGAAUACAUACAUUUUACAUAGAGGAUUUAAUUAUUAUGGGAGCUCCGGGAUCAACUUAUUGGACUGGCUCCAUCUUUGUAUACAACAAAACAGCAAAUACCUUUCUCCCGUAUGUGGAUGCAGAUAAUCAAGUAAAGUUUGGAAGUUAUUUAGGGUAUGCCGUCGGAGCAGGCCGGUUCCUCUCUCCAAACAGUGUGGAAAUAGUUGGAGGUGCUCCCCAACAGGAACAGACUGGUAAAGCAUAUAUUUUUAAACUGGAGACAAGUCUACCCAUUUUGACGGAACUGGAGGGUAAAAAGCUUGGUUCUUAUUUUGGAGCAGCUGUCUGUGCAGUGGAUCUCAACGGGGAUGGCCUCUCGGACUUACUGGUGGGUGCCCCAAUGCACAGUGAGCUCAGAGAAGAAGGAAGGGUUUAUGUAUACAUGAACUCAGGCUCCGAAUCGAAGAUGAUAGAACUGGACAUAGCAUUGGCUGGGAGUGACUUGUAUGCAGCAAGGUUCGGAGAAUCCAUUGCCAAUUUGGGAGACAUUGAUAAUGAUGGCUUUGAAGAUGUAGCCAUUGGGGCUCCACAGGAAAAUGAUUUAGAAGGGGCACUUUAUAUAUACAAUGGGAGAGAAGAUGGAAUAUCACCUACCUUCUCACAGAGAAUACAAGGCCACCAAAUCAGCAACUCAUUACGUAUGUUUGGUCAUUCUAUAUCUGGGAAUGUUGAUGUGGACAAUAAUGGAUAUUCUGAUGUAGCAAUUGGUGCUUUUCUGUCGGAUUCUGCUGUGCUACUCAGGACAAGAGCAGUAGUGAUUGUUAAAGCAUUCUUUGAGCACCCUCAUUCAGUAAAUCGAAGUAAAUUGGAAUGUGUGGAAAAUGGACAGCCAGCUGUGUGUGUGAAUUUGAAGAUCUGUUUUACCUAUCACGGCCGAGCUGCUCCGGGUCAUAUUGUAUUGCUUUAUAAUCUAAGCCUGGAUGUUAGCAGGAGGUCAGAAACCCCUGCAAGGUUUUAUUUUUCCUCUAAUGGAACGUCCGAAUUUAUCCCUGGAAGCAUUGAAAUUUACAACAAUAAUGUCACUUGCAGAGAUCACCCAGCGUUCAUGAGGAAAGAUGUAAGGGAUAUCCUGACUCCUAUACGUGUGGAAGCCACUUAUCACCUCGGACAUCAUGUUCUGAAAAGAAAAAGUGCCGAUGAACUCCCACCCCUCCAGCCUGUCCUUCAGCAAAGAAAAGAAGACAAUGUUGUGCACAGCAAGUUUGUUUUUGCAAGAUUUUGCACUCAAGAAAAUUGUUCUGCUGACUUGCGGGUUUCUGGAAACCUCGGACUUCCAAAGCCACACGAAAAGAAAUCUUAUCUUGCAGUUGGGAGUAUGAAAACGUUGAUGUUAAAUGUCACCUUGCACAAUGCGGGUGACGAUGCCUAUCAAACUGCCCUCCACAUCCAACUCCCUAAAGGUCUUUAUUUCAUCAAAAUUCUAGAGCUGGAAGAAAAGCAGAUACAUUGUGAAGUCUCAGAAAAGGAAAUUCAUGCCGUGAGACUUGACUGCAGUGUUGGAUAUUUAUAUGUAGAUCACCUGUCAAAGCUGGACUUUAGUUUUCUGCUGGAUGCGAGUUCACUUACAAGGGCAGGAGAUGACCUCAUCAUCAGCAUUAAUGCAACCUGUGAAAAUGAAGAAGAUGGGGACAUAUUGUUGGAUAACAGCCUAAAUUUAAUUUUGCCUCAGAAGUAUGAGGUGGAGCUGAAUGGUCAUGGGCUUGUAUCUCCAAUGUCAUUUGUUUAUGGACCUAGUGAAGAAAAUGUAGCGGUUACUUGCAUGAAAGAAAUGAUCAACUUUACUUUCCAUGUCAGUAAUCCUGGCCUAAGUCUGGCUCCUGAUGUGGCCUUGGAGAUACAGAUACCCAAUUCUAUUAUACCAAAAGACAUCCGGCUGUUCAACAUUUUUGAUGUUCAGACAACGGUUGGAAAAUGUGUCUACAAAAAUGAUAGAGAAUGCAUCUUGCCGGAGAAAAAUGAAAACAUACUGAAGGAUCUGAUUACUUUCCUUACAAAGCCUGACAAGAGGUUAUUGUACUGUAUGAAAAAUGACCCACUGUGCUUGCAAAUACUUUGCAACUUUGGAGACUUGGAAAGUGGGAAAGAAGCAACUGUUCAUGUCUAUCUAGAAGCCACCCCAUCACUGCUAAAUGAGGAUGCAGCUUCAGCACUUAAAUUUGAAGUGAGAGGCAAAGUUUCAUCGGGUCAGAAUCCUAAAGUUAUUGAACUACACAAAGACAAGCAAACUGCAUAUGUCAUUCUGGAAGGAUUGCACAACCGCAAAGCAAAAUGGAGUGUUAAAAUGUUGUUUAUUGGAUUUGGUUCAAUAGUUGGAGUUCUUUUGCUUCUGUUUCUUUCAUAUGUUUUAUGGAAGGUUGGCUUUUUCCAAAGAAAAUACAAACUUAUUCCUCAAGAAGAGAAUGGAAGACAAAGCAACCAAAUGGAAGACUAAGCAACCAAAUUUCCAGUGACAAUUAAAUAUUGUAGACAAUGAUCAGUUUUACCAAAGACAUUUACUACAAGACUGGACAGAUUCGAGUCUCAAAAUGCAUGUCAGAAUGUAUGAAGAAAAAUGGUAGAUAUGAUUGAGAGAUCAGCCUCUAGUUUUACAGGAACAUAAGCACAAAAAGACUGAACUGUUGAUUGCUAAGAAAGCACUAUGAAAUGCAAUGUCGUUUUAUACUUGAAGCACGAAGUCUUGAGACUGCCAUUCGAUUUCCCCCAUUUUCACAUUCUGCAUAGCUUUACUAGGCAGACGAUCGACAAGUCACGAAUGUAAGUAGCAAAAUAUUGUGGGCAAACUUGACAUAGCUGUAAAGAGUACCUCCAAUAUGUUUUUAGAAUGCAGUACAACAUGUUUUCAGUAUAUUUUUAUAUAAAAAUUAUCAAUAUUCCCUGGAGCAUGCCUGUACAGUAUGUACAGUGCUAAAUCUGACAGAUGUAGUUAUUCAUAGUUAAUAUGCAGCCUUUCAAACAUAUCUUUCAUACUAAAACACUGCAUGUUUCAUUCCUUAUAGAAGAGUUAAGUGUCGGUUUUACAAUUCUCAGAUGGUACUCAGCAAGCAAUGAUUUAGAUCUUCCAGUUUCAUAUGGUGUUCUAGUUUGUAAAAGAUCUCAAUAGUACAGCUCAGGGAGAAGGUAAAAUAUUGCACUUCAAGCCAAACACAUUUGAACAGAGGCCAAUUGUAUUGUCAAAGGCUUCAAAGUGUGAGGACUGAAAGGAAAAAAUGUGGUAAAAAGUGAUCUGGUGCUAUUUUAUUAAAUGUAUUUUUCCCUGCCCUGCAGCCGCCACUGGAAAAUGCCUAGCAUGCUAACCAACCUUGCCUCUUCAAUCCCACUGUGGAUAGAAAAAGGAAAUGGGAUGUCAACUGUGACUCACAGGCAGGGUCAUUAAUGGGAACACAUUUUUGUUCUGAUCCUGCUGGAUCGUAAUCACGUAAUUUCCGAAGCAACACGUCUGUGUUGAUAUGCCUAUCUGAAUGAUAAACGGUGUGUGCUGAGGUUCCAACAACCGGUCUAUGUCUCCAAAGCCAAACAAACAAGCAAGCAGUUGGACCUAACAGCUGUGGAGGAAAAAAAAGUGAGGUGUUUGUGGAUGAUGGUGAUAGGUUUAGCCUACCCUACAGGGUCUUUCCCAUCAGAUGAAACAAUAGGCUGUGAAAGCUGUGUUAAAUCUGAGUAGAAUCAGUGCAACUUUUUAAUUAAAACAUUUGGUUAUGGUUCCAGAAUGAAUAACAAUUAGAUUUCUAUGUAAGUAGUUCCUUCUUAAUUUUUUUUGACAAACAAGUGAAAUAAAAAUAUUUACAAUAGUAGGAGAUGCUGCUGGUCCCAAGUCUUGAGUCCAGAGAGAAGGCUGGAUUUAAACACACAAAAUAACAAAAAAAUUCAACUGCUGUACUAAAAUAUUGUCUGCUCAAAUAAAAUUACCAUUACAUAUA
Messenger RNA from Sphaerodactylus townsendi, 4709 nucleotides. RefSeq names its product integrin subunit alpha 4 (gene ITGA4). The record is from RefSeq and is a predicted model, not a curated record. Gene Ontology annotation, cellular component: external side of plasma membrane; integrin complex. The transcript has 28 exons. Gene Ontology annotation, molecular function: integrin binding. Bases 152 to 3223 code for a protein of 1023 amino acids. Gene Ontology annotation, biological process: cell-matrix adhesion; cell adhesion mediated by integrin; integrin-mediated signaling pathway. Lineage: Eukaryota; Metazoa; Chordata; Lepidosauria; Squamata; Sphaerodactylidae.